Messenger RNA from Scomber scombrus (Atlantic mackerel), 3109 nucleotides. It is a transcript of the gene htr2b, whose product is annotated as 5-hydroxytryptamine (serotonin) receptor 2B, G protein-coupled. NCBI's taxonomy places the organism in Eukaryota, Metazoa, Chordata, Actinopteri, Scombriformes, Scombridae. Gene Ontology annotation, biological process: regulation of behavior; heart development; G protein-coupled receptor signaling pathway, coupled to cyclic nucleotide second messenger. Gene Ontology annotation, molecular function: G protein-coupled serotonin receptor activity; neurotransmitter receptor activity. Gene Ontology annotation, cellular component: dendrite; plasma membrane. Bases 775 to 2190 code for a protein of 471 amino acids. The transcript has 4 exons. The record is from RefSeq and is a predicted model, not a curated record.
CAGAGGAGCCACAACAUCUGAAAGUUUUAAACCUGUGAUCGCGGUAUGUGAUGCGAAGCAAGACUGGGGGUUCCUCCAACAUGUGGAAGCAAAACAAAUUCCACAUCAUGGACUUAGACAGAUUUAGGUUUUGCCUCUGAGGGAGGUCUUUUUUUGUCAUGUUCUUACUUCAGUAGGGUGGAAAUAUAAAGAUGAGAUAGGGGAUGCUAAAAAAUAUAAAGAGGUGUGCAAAGAUAGAAGCACAUUGUGUGUUAAACUGCACUGUUCCUCCAGCACAGACUAUUGCUUUUGUGUUAAUGAAAGUUAAGACGCAGCCGCUUGGAAAAAUACUUCAAGAUUUGAAACAUCAAAGAGCAACUUUAAAAUGUAACUGACGUUUUCUUCAGAGGCAGACCUGUUUGUUCUUUUAAGUGGAUACAACGGAUGUCAAGACUAUCAACUGCCUGGGAAAGUGAGGACCCCUGCUAGCGUGUCACUGUGGAAAUAAUAAUCGUGUUGGGAUUAUUGCCAACAUUGGAGUUUGUAGCGUUGGACCCGUUUAUUCUUUUUCUUUUCACCCCUCCAAGCAGUGGAUCGUCUACUGAUUGUAAGCUAUUCUGUUUGGUUUAUAUACCGCACAAGAGGAUGUAGCAGCCUGUGCACUGACCCCGAGCUGUCCCACCCUACCCUUUGCCCUUGCCGGUGGGACCCAGUGACCAUGCUGACCGAGCCUCAAACACCACAAAGAUCAGAGCCCAGACCGACGCUAAGGCCCGUUGGAACCUGUGCAGCACCAUGUCCCAGCCAUUCACGGCUCCACUUGAGGCUAACAGCUCACGAUCAGAAGAGUCUGGGGUUCAGCUGAAAUGGGCCGCCCUGCUUAUUGUCAUGGUUAUCAUCCCGACUAUUGGAGGGAACAUCUUGGUCAUUCUUGCUGUGUCACUUGAGAGAAAGCUGCAGAACGCCACCAACUAUUUCCUGAUGUCGCUUGCUGUGGCUGAUCUACUGGUGGGACUCCUGGUGAUGCCCAUCGCCCUCGUCACUGUUCUCUACAACUCCGGCUGGCCUCUUCCGGACUUCCUCUGCCCUAUUUGGCUCUUCCUGGAUGUGCUGUUUUCCACUGCAUCCAUCAUGCAUCUAUGCGCCAUUUCACUGGACCGCUACAUCGCCAUCAAGAAGCCAAUUCAACAUAGCCAGUACAAAUCCAGGGCCAAGGCGAUGGUCAAGAUAGCACUGGUGUGGCUUAUAUCCAUUUGCAUAGCUAUCCCGAUUCCAAUCAGGGGGCUUCAAAACUACCCUUCUCACAACAACAUCACAUUCAACAGCAACCACACAUGCCUGCUGAAAACAGACACCUUCUGGGACUUUAUCAUGUUUGGCUCCAUGGCUGCAUUCUUCAUCCCUUUGACCAUCAUGAUGGUCAUCUACCUUCUUACUGUCCAGGUGUUGCGCAAAAAGGUUUAUUUGCUCAAGGCAAAGGUGACUCAUCGUUUUAGUCCAACAAUCACCACAGUUUUUCAAAAGGAACAGGAUGUGACCUCACCUCAAGCUGAGCAACUGAAUAUGCUGGACAAGGGACUUCCCAGGAUUCAAGAAAAACUAAAUGUAGGAACAGCAAACUCUUGUACAAGAGAUGACAUGCCGUUUCGGAGAAUGUCCACCAUGGGCAAGAAGUCAAUACAAACUCUGAGCAAUGAGCAGCGUGCAUCAAAGGUGCUAGGCAUUGUCUUUCUCUUGUUUGUAGUCAUGUGGUGCCCCUUCUUCAUUACUAAUAUCACCUCUGUGCUAUGCACCAGCUGUGAUGUUAAUGUAAUAGCCCGCCUCAUGGAGAUCUUUGUUUGGGUGGGUUAUGUGUCAUCAGGAAUCAACCCAUUGGUCUAUACCCUAUUCAACAAAACUUUCAGACAGGCAUUCGCACGUUACAUGACCUGCAAUUACAAGGACACUGCUGGUCACAAGCCAGUGAGGCAACCAAGGAUAUCAAAUGCAGAUCGGACCCUUGCGAAAAUUUCAUUCAGUUCUUCUGUGGCAGAAAACUCUAAACUGUUCAUGAAGCGGGGAAUGAAGAAUGGCAUUGGAGCAGUGAGCUACCAAAGUCCACUGAGGGGCCGACAGGCACCCGUACAGUCAUCCAAUGGUGUUGUGUUAGACACAAUGCUCCUGCCUGAAAAUGAACACGGCAAGCAGGAAGAACAUGUAAGUUGUGUAUAGAACUACUAGUAAGAAUUAUCCAAUUAAAAAGAGAGCACAUGGAAGUGUUUUAUAUCCUUAAAAACUAAAUGUUUGUCCCAACACAAAAAUGUAAAACAAGGGAUUGGAAUUUGAUGUUACUUUCUGUCUAACUGACUAAUUGCAAGGUACACUUCACAAAAACUAAAUCUAACUGGUUGAUAUCUGAUGCUGAUAAUGUUCCAAGUUGGGUUUUUAAGCAGACGCAAAACAGGGCUAUAGUAUCAAUUAUGACAAUUUCAGAAACACACAAUGCUACUCUUCAAAAUCCACCAAACUCCUCUGUUACAUAUGUGAAUAUAUAUAGUCAAUAUUGUACUCAACUGGCCUCUGAAACAGGCCACACUAACAAUGUGAAUUGUCAAAGACACCAAGACAGUUGAUAGUGUAGUAAAAGAAAGUUUGAGUUUUCAAGCUGUGUAAAACAGUAAUUUUGAGAUGACCUGUACCAGGUCAAACACAGGAGGAUAUCCUCUAUGAAGGUCAACCAAAUUUAGGAAUGAGGCACUAUAACAACCUGGAAACUCUGAAUGCAGUAAUCAAUAUGCAGAGUACCUAUGCUGAUUCUUUCAACUCUGAAUGUGCUAUAAACCAUCUCAGACUAAAUGGUUAUGUUUUGUUACGACAGCCACACCUUUCAAAUCUCUUCCACAACAAACACAUGAAAUGCACUGCACACUUGAAAUGAUACAUAUUGUAUUUGCUGGACCUUUUGGAAGUGCUUUUGUAUGUGUAUUACAGCCAAAUCUUUUGAAUAUUCAAAAACAAAAUAAAGAUCAAAUGGAAAUCUACAUGUGUUCAAUAAAAUAUUUGUAUUGCUGGACCGAAAGAAAGCUGAAUCUAGUCUGACCGCCCCUUUUCUUUUUGUUAUGCUGCUAAAAAUGUCAUCUGCAAGUUAAAU